Lottia gigantea (owl limpet) is the source of this 687-nucleotide messenger RNA. RefSeq lists its product as hypothetical. Bases 1 to 687 code for a protein of 228 amino acids. Gene Ontology annotation, molecular function: ATPase-coupled intramembrane lipid carrier activity. Lineage: Eukaryota; Metazoa; Mollusca; Gastropoda; Lottiidae. The record is from RefSeq and is a predicted model, not a curated record. Gene Ontology annotation, biological process: phospholipid translocation. Gene Ontology annotation, cellular component: plasma membrane. The transcript is spliced from 3 exons.
AUGGGAAAUAUUUGCCAAAGAAGUAAAACUAAACCCAAGUACCGGACGAUUGUACCGAACACUGCAGUGGACCCAGAUAUACCCCCUGCUCAUAAAAACCAUCCAAAUCAUGAAUUCCGUUCAAAUAGAAUCAAAACCACCAGAUAUUCUGUGAUAACUUUUCUACCUAAAAAUCUUUUUGAACAAUUCCAUCGUUAUGCUAAUUUAUAUUUUAUUUUUGUUGUGGCCUUGAACUGGGUACCGGAAGUGAAUGCUUUUGGUAAAGAAAUUGCCAUGGCCCCUGUGAUAUUUGUACUAGCUGUUACAGCUAUAAAAGAUAUUUUUGAAGAUUUUCGACGUUACAGAUCUGAUAAGAAAAUAAACUUCACAAAUUGUCGUAGGUUUUCAUGUAAUGAAAGACGCUACAUUAAAAGUGAUUGGAAAGAUAUAAGAGUGGGUGAUUUUGUUCAUCUAUCAUGUAAUGAAGUGAUACCUGCUGAUAUAUUAUUAUUAAGAUCUAGUGAUAAAUCUGGUGUCUGUCAUAUUGAAACCAUGAAUUUAGAUGGUGAAAACAACCUGAAACAGAGACAGAGUGUUGCUGGUAUAGAAAUGACACAGAAAAGUGAUUUUACCCCGAGUGCUUUUAAAUAUGAUGUACAAGUAGAACAACCUAACUCAGAAAUUUAUAAAUUUCUUGGUUUUAUGUAA